GAACGCUCCAAGCUCGAUAAUUCUGCAUACAAUGGCCGACCGACACGUGUUGUUUCUCUUCGGAGGUGAUCAAUCGUGGAAGUCCAGCGCUUGGACCGCUUCCGACGACCGCGUUCGAGGGGGUCGCAGUCAGUCUUAUUUGCGAUGCCAAAAUGUCGGGCCAGCAGAGUUCCAUGGUCAUCUCGACAUCACGGCGCUUGGGGGCGCUGGGUUCGCAUCGCAGCGGACUGUUGGGUCCCUCGACCUGGAUUUGACUUGUUACGAAGGGCUCAGCAUCAGCAUCAGUCACAGUGACGGCAAGAAAUACACUUUGACGCUGAAGGACGAGAUAUUGCCGCGGCGACCUGAUGGACGCGAGCAGAGUACAGUUAGUUGGGAGUUUGAUUUUGUGCAUCCUGACUCUGGUGAGCUGUUUAUCAAAUGGGCCGAUUUCAAGCCGACAUAUCGAGGGAAGCCGAAACCUGACACGGCCCCGCUGGAUCUCGCCCAUGUACAGAGAAUCAGUUUCAUGAUGCGAAGCUUCUUCGGUGAGCAGCAGGGAGACUUUGAACUGGCUAUCAACCACGUUGCGGCAUUCAGCACGCGAUCCUCGUCCGGGUCGUUGUCCCUUUCGUCGUCGACAGCAUCAGUGGAAGUGCCCGACUUGGACAAGGUUCAAGAUAAAGGCAAACAUACACAGGACGGUCACCGCGAGGCUUCUUGGAGAAAGUGGUUGUGCGGUUGGGCUAGAUGAAGGAUCGGAGAACGAGAGGCGUUUGCCAGGGGGGCAGCCGAUACUGUGCUGGCAAAGACAUCUAGACCCACGUGUGACUUUCGUUUAUCCCAUCCCUCGAGCACAUGCCUGUAUCAUGCUGUCAAAUUACGAGAUACGAGCCAAGACCUUAAGCAAAUCGCCAGUCACUCCCAUAGCUGUUACCUCGCCUCCCGCUCCAGCACCUUGGAUGAUGAGUGGGUUGCCACCAUACCUCUCGGUGUAGAAGCUGAUGAUGUUGUCACUGCCCUUUAGCGCCGCAAUAGGAUGCGUGGCAUCGAAUUGUUCCAAGCCGACCUUGACCUGCUUAGAGGCGACAUCAAUGCUGCCGACAAACCUCACAACCUUACCCUCCUUCUCAGCAGAAAGCUUGGUCUGUUCCAUCUCAUAGUCAAAACUAGGAAGUUUUUCCAUGAACUCAUCGCCGCUGGUGCAGCUUUCGAGCUCCUUAGGGAUCAGGCUCUGGACGGGAAACGACGUAGGGGACUCCACGGGUAGUCCAGCCAGUCUGGCCAGGAUGGUCAACUUGCGAGCGACAUCCAAACCAUUCAGAUCGUCGCGCGGAUCGGGCUCGGUGUAGCCAAGUUCUUUAGCCUUCUUCACCUCAGCGGACCAUUUGCCACCGGCGCCCGACGUUGGAGCAAAGCUGUUGAAGAGGAAAGACAUGGUGCCGCUGAAAACACCUUCAAUCUUAGUGACGCGAUCCCCCGUCUCCACCAGCUCUUUCAGAGUGGAGAUAACGGGAAGUCCAGCUCCAACAGACGACUCG
Verticillium alfalfae VaMs.102 is the source of this 1520-nucleotide messenger RNA. Its product is annotated as CIA30 family protein. The coding region runs from base 32 to 733 and encodes 233 amino acids. The transcript is spliced from 3 exons. The record is from RefSeq and is a predicted model, not a curated record. Gene Ontology annotation, biological process: NADH dehydrogenase complex assembly. NCBI's taxonomy places the organism in Eukaryota, Fungi, Ascomycota, Sordariomycetes, Glomerellales, Plectosphaerellaceae.